AUGAGAACACUAAAAAGGUUGAGAACGCGAGAACAAAUUUGGACCAUUUCAAUACUUAAAUCUAAGAGUUUCAUAAAACUCACGCCAUCAUCGAUCUGGGCAUCACCUACAACCCACCACGAAGAUCUGUUCCCAUCAUCAUUGGUCUCGGUAGGUGCAGCAAGGGCUGCUCAAGCAGUUUUUGGCUGCUUCUCCUUCGAUUGUGGUAGCAUAUGCGAAGGGGAGGAGAACAAUUGGCCCGAUGGAGCAAGGCAAGCGGAAACAAAAACUCCCGAUCAAAGAAAGGCGAUGAACUUUGCACAUAAGGUGCUUGAUAAAAUGUAUGUGAGAGCAUUUUCGACUGGAAUGAUGGAAGGGGUCUCGAUGGGGCAAUUGCUUCGAUCGUUUUAUGAACCACAAGAUCUUAUCUUCAAAACGUCUACUCAAAGCCACAAGGUUUCUGCUAUUUUGGUGUUCGGAGACUUCACUUCUGAUCCUGAAAACAACAACUACAUUCUGAACCCUUUCAGGGGUAAUUUCCCACCUUAUGGGAGAGAUUUUGCAAACCAAAAAGCGACAGUGAGGUGUACCAAUGGAAAGAAACACAAUCCUAAUUUUCGAAUUUUUUGGUAA
Lactuca saligna is the source of this 612-nucleotide messenger RNA. The record is from the annotation of a GenBank genome assembly. NCBI's taxonomy places the organism in Eukaryota, Viridiplantae, Streptophyta, Magnoliopsida, Asterales, Asteraceae.